Pochonia chlamydosporia 170 is the source of this 2718-nucleotide messenger RNA. RefSeq names its product conserved serine proline-rich protein. The record is from RefSeq and is a predicted model, not a curated record. The transcript has 2 exons. The coding region runs from base 1 to 2718 and encodes 905 amino acids. Lineage: Eukaryota; Fungi; Ascomycota; Sordariomycetes; Hypocreales; Clavicipitaceae.
AUGUCCACCAAGACAAAGUCGUACGCCCUCAAUGGUGCUCACACGGCUGGCAUCUUUGCAGACAUGUCUAUCGAUGGACCUAUAAUCGGCACGCUGGUGGCUAUUGUCGAUAGGGCCAAGAACCUACCCAACAGGAAGACUAUUGGCAAGCAGGACCCCUACUGUGCUGCGAGGCUAGGAAAGGAGGCCAAGAAGACGACGACAGAUGUUCGGGGUGGCCAGACUCCCAAGUGGGAUCAAGAGCUUCGUUUUACCGUCCAUGAUUCCCCGGAUUACUACCAGCUCAAACUGUCCGUCUUUACCGACGAUAAAAAGACCGACUUGAUUGGAGAGUCAUGGAUUGAUUUGAAGGGCAUCAUUGUCCCUGGAGGUGGUCAGAACGACAUGUGGCAAGGUUUGACUUGCAGGGGCAAGUACGCGGGCGAAAUCAGAAUUGAAAUCACAUACUACGAUACCAGACCACGACCAGAGAAGCCCGUGGCUAAGCAAAGGCAGCAGGCUGUCACCACAGAUCAAGAUGCCACGGCUCCCAUGAAGCAGAGAACGCCCGUCAAACGACGACCUUUGCCUUCAGAUCCUGUAACAGGGGAAGCACCCGUUACCCCCCCGGUUGCAAUUGCUUCGCAACCUGAAGUACAUCAGACCACGCCUCGGUCACACAGCAAAUCCGCCUCACAUGCCGGUUUCAUUCCCAACCAGUCACCGCUACAGUCGGUAGAGUACAACACACCCCCUCCUCACCCGCAAGGAAGCAGACAACCGGCAGAGCAGUAUACGCCUUCACCGCAUUCUGCCCACCGGCAUGGCCAUCGAUCUAGAGAGUCGCACGGCACACCAAUGCGUUACCCGGAAGAUCGCGGCUACUCCCAGCGAGGCCAGCCUUCUCCCUAUGACCAACCGGGUCCUCGGUCAACUCAAAGUUCCUUUUCCGAGAUUCAUGAACUGCCUGAAGAUUUGGGGGGAGCACAACCAGCCUUCGACGACGACGCUCCCCCACCGCCCCCAGCUCAUAGAUCAAGGCAAAACAGUGCUGGCCCAGAGUUGACGCACCGCGGGUCGUACGAUAUCUCUCCUCAAAAGUCGCCGAUGCCCAUGAGAAAGGAUGUGCUCAAGAGCGAGGCCCAUAGGCAUUCUAUAGCUGCAUAUCCCGGACAGCCUGUGUUCAAGGCUUAUGAUCCAGCAUCAUCCGCCCCAAUUCCUAUUGCUGCCCGAAACGAUUCGCCAUACGAAUCUCCAUCCUCGCGGUACCAGGCACAUAGCCCUAGCUAUGCUCCGCAGCACAGGUCCAUGCAGCCAACCGUUGAAGAUGUCCCAGAAUCGCCCACAGCAUCGUACGGACGCAGCACACGGGCGGCAGCUUAUCAAAACGAAAUGGCAUUUGACGCUCCCAACGGUCAAAUGCCGCAGAGUCUGAGCCGCUCGCCAGGUACACCGCAGUACAUGAGCGAAUCUCCAUCAUAUGGCAACGAGCACCAGGAUCGUGGCGUGUACCCUAGUUCGGUCUCGCCUUUGUCUGUUCAGGACUACUCGAAUACGUCGUCCCAGGUAUCAUAUGCCUCACAACCUGGUCACCACCAGCGCCCCAGCAGGCACAGUGAUUUCGAGCCUGUCCACACUCGGAACGCACAUAGCUACGGCCCGCCUGUCGUUCCUCCGUCGCUAUCUCCUGGAGUGGACCUCGCACUGUCGCAGGAGUUUGCUGACCGGAGAUAUGAUGAUCGUGGUUAUGACGACCGCCGGUAUGAAGCUCGGUAUAUUCAACAGGAUGUAGCGACCCCACCGCGAGGUCGCCAUCGAAGCGAAGGACCGCCAUCGUAUUCCAAUUCGCCUCACUCAUACACGCCACAGUCUCACGAUGGACGUGCCAUGGUGACCUACAAUAGCCGACAUGAGACGCAGCCCGCCAGGCCACGAAAUUCUCCAAGUCCAAACCCCAAUCCACAGCAUACCAUUCGCCGCAAGUCGGUAAGCCCAGCUCCCCCACCAGCGGAGAACAGAAGGCAGUCGGGCAUUCCCUUUGGACCGGACUCGUAUGAUGCAUUCAAUCCCAGCAUGGGCUCACCGGGCGCCAGCGCCCCUGACUCUAGUGCAGAGCGAGCGGAUCCAAAUGCCAAAAUCAUUUCUCACGAUGGCCGAGAGAUUGAUCCUUCUGAUCACCUUCCAAUGGACACCUGGGCUCCUGAGCCGGAACCCAAGAAGCAGGCAUCUCCCGAGCCUCGUGGCAGGCCGUCACCAUCGGGUGCGCAGCCCAUGCCACCCAGCGGACGAAGACCUCUCCGAAUUGCCGCUCGUUCGGAUCCGGUCAUUACGCAACAGCAAGCGCUGCCGCCACCACUGCCUACCUAUGGUCAAGCGGAGGACCCUCGAACUCCUCCACAUAGCGGCCGCAAUCGCCUGCAGAAGAAGGCUCGAGGGUCAGCCGGGCACAAUAGCCUGCCACCGCCUGCAUCGAGCCCACUGGCUCCAAUUUCGCCUGAUAACUAUCAGGAGAGGCAGGCACAAUAUACCCCUACUCGUGGAGCACAUCGAGGAAGCCCAUACGACUAUCCCAACGAGAACCACGCUCCGCAGUAUUACGGAUCAGGGCCACCAAUUCCGGCCAAGAUUCCUUUGCCUGUCAUGAGCGGCGCAAAUGGAGGCGGGGAAAUGGCAUUAAUGGAGGAGAUGCAACGUAUUGACAUUGGUGCAGGCCGAUCUAGACGACGCGGAGGAUACUGA